AUGUGGCUCCUUGACACCGCCUGUGCAGAGCUACACUUCUUCCACAGCGCAGAUUCUGUCCCCGGGGGCUACGCCAUCCUCUCCCACACCUGGAGCCAAGAUCCUGCCCGUCCCGAACAAACAUUCCAGGACCUUCAGGCCAUUAUCGCGCAAUGUAGAGCAGACGGGAAGAAUCCCCGCGAUAUCGUCUGCUACAAGAUUCGGAUGUGCUGCGAGACGAUGGAACGCGACGGGUACGCGUGGGUGUGGAUCGACACCUGCUGCAUCGACAAGACGAGCAGCUCGGAGCUCUCGGAGGCGAUAAACUCGAUGUUCACCUGGUAUGUCCUCUCAGAGGUCUGCUACGCGUAUCUGGACGACGUCGGUGCCGACGACGACCUCAGUGCCCCGAACUCGGACUUCCGUCGGGCAAGGUGGCACUUUCGGGGGUGGACGCUGCAAGAGCUUCUCGCCCCCGCAUUUGUCCUGUUCGUAUCCAAGGACUGGAAGCCGAUGGGGACCAAGCACGAGCUUGCCGACCGCCUGACAGCAAUCACUGGAAUUCCCAAGAGAUUCCUCACCCGCCAGACUCACCUCCAAGCCGCGCCAAUCUCGGAGAAGAUGCGCUGGGCCUCACGACGAAUGACGACGCGGGUCGAGGACGAGGCGUAUUGCCUACUCGGGAUCUUUGACAUCAAGAUACCGAUCAUCUACGGCGAGGGUCGCGAAGCCUUCUAUCGCCUGCAAGUCGAGCUCUCGCGGAGGAACUCCGACGCGACUCUUUACGCUUGGGGAGGCGUGCACGGUGAAGAAGACGCAAACCGCACACCGGCCGCGUUGGAAUCCAUGUGGGACGGAUUUCUCGUGGGUAGCGGUAUCAUGCCUCGAUUCCUCUUCGCCACCUCUCCAUCAUAUUUCACCCUUCCGUCUGCGUACUGGACUCCCCAGUUGUCGGCGGAGGAGGCUCUCCAACCAUACUUGCCGUGUCAUCGGGCUCGAGGAGUAUGGCCAUUUGGAAGCCACGAAAUCCCAGGGUUCACGCUCACCGGGAAAGGGAUGGAGUGUCGAGCGCCGCUGGCCACAGUGGACGGCAUCACAGUCAUGGUCCUCUUCGUCGAGACCACCGAACAACAUCUCGGCCUGAUCUUGCAUCCUGCCGAGAGGGUCGAGGCGAAGGAUCCUCGUCAUCCAUUGUUCUACACCUCCUGGACCUUCGAAACACCGACCUAUUGGGCCAGCCGUCGUCUCGCCGAGCUGGGCAGCAACAUCUACAAGCUCAAGUUCCGCGGCAAGCGCAUCAAGCCCGUCUGGCGCGACUUCUACAUCCAGGCCAGCCAGCCCCCUCGAUACCGCAUGGACCUCCAGCACUACAUCCUGCGCCUCUUCUCCGACCUCACUCCCGCCCCGUUCCGCGUCCCGCGCUGGAUCGUCGGCGCCUUCGCCUCCGCCGGCCUCUCCCCCGACAACGGCCCCGCGAGGGUCACCGAGGGCGGCCCGUACCAGAUGGUCCUGCGCUUCGUCAACACGCGCCUCCCCGAGGAGAUCACGAUCCAUCUCGGCGUCUGCAAGCACGCCUCGACGCCCGCCCGCCCGGUGCACUGGGCGUGGCUCGUCACCCUCGACCGCACCACGUGGGGCCGGCCGCGGCUCUACCGCCCGCAUGACUGCGCGACGGACCACGUCGACGACUGGGACGGCCCGCGCGCGUUCGGCGGCGAGCGCGCGCAGCGGACGGUGUGGCUCUCGUUCGGCCGGUGCCCCACAGCCCGGCGCGGACGCGGGUCCUCCACGUCGCGCUCGGCGGGGCGGUCUACGAGCGCAUGCUGCGCGGCGCGAACGUCUGUCGUUGUUGCGGGACGGACCGCGGCCGCUCUCUGCGGCCUCGAGCGGGCGGGGGACUCCGCCUGUGGGGUCGGCCGAUGGCGACCAGCCUGA
Molecule: messenger RNA, 1914 nt
Organism: Epithele typhae
Lineage: Eukaryota; Fungi; Basidiomycota; Agaricomycetes; Polyporales; Epitheliaceae
Product: HET-domain-containing protein
Exons: 2
Coding region: 1-1914 (637 amino acids)
Source: RefSeq, a predicted model, not a curated record